GAUUUAUCUGUUGCUGGAGUGUAUUGUAUGGGCGGAGCUGUGUGGAUAAAAUUUGGGCAUAUUGUGUUUUUCAAUUGAAUGAAAGCUCCCCGCCAAAAUUCAUCAAAUAAAAUACACCGUGGGCGAAGUGUAAAGAAGGAAGGUGGUGCGAGCGCUAGGCCUAGGCAAAAUGAAUGCUGCAAUGGAUACUGUGUCAGGGAUAAGACAAGUGUUCAAUGAUGCUGUUGAAAGAGUGAAGAGCCCGACGCCCAUCCGGCUGCGAGACCUGAUCCGGCAGAUCCGUGCCGCCCGCACCGCCGCAGAGGAACGCCAGGUGGUCAACAAGGAGUGCGCCCUCAUCCGCAGCACGUUCAGGGACGAGGACAGCGUCUGGCGCUGCCGCAACGUCGCCAAGCUGCUCUACAUCCACAUGCUAGGGUACCCGGCCCACUUCGGCCAGCUCGAGUGCAUGAAGCUGGUGGCCUCGCCUCGCUUCACGGACAAACGAAUCGGCUACCUGGGCGCCAUGAUGCUGCUGGACGAACGGCAGGACGUCCAUCUGUUGCUCACCAACUCGCUGAAAAAUGACCUCAACAGCAGCACACAGUUUGUGGUGGGUCUGGCGCUGUGCGCGCUUGGCACCAUCGCCUCGCCGGAGAUGGCGCGUGACUUGGCCGGCGAGAUCGAGCGCCUCAUCAAGUCAUCAAACGCCUACAUCCGCAAGAAGGCAGCACUCUGCGCCUUCCGCAUCAUCACCAAGGUGCCGGACCUCAUGGAGAUCUUCUUGCCCGCCACGAGGCAGCUGCUCAACGAGAAGAAUCACGGAGUCCUGAUCGGUGGCGUCAUUCUGAUCACCAGGAUGUGCGAGAUCAGCCACGACACGCUGCACCACUUCAAGAAGCUGGUGCCGAACCUGGUGCGCAUCCUGAAGAACCUCAUCAUGGCCGGCUACUCGCCGGAGCACGACGUCUCCGGGGUCAGCGACCCUUUCCUGCAGGUGAAAAUCCUGCGCCUGCUGCGCCUGCUCGGCCGCAACGACGACGACGCGUCGGAGGCCAUGAAUGACAUGCUGGCGCAGGUGGCCACCAACACGGAGACGUCCAAGAACGUAGGCAACGCCAUCCUCUACGAGACGGUGCUGUCCAUCAUGGACAUCAAAUCGGAGAGCGGGCUGCGGGUGCUGGCCGUCAACAUUUUGGGCCGCUUUCUGCUAAACACAGACAAGAACAUCCGCUACGUGGCGCUGAACACGCUGCUGAAGACGGUGCAGGCCGACAUCAACGCCGUGCAGCGGCACCGCGGCACGAUCGUCGAGUGCCUCAAGGACCCGGACGUCACCAUCCAGAAGCGCUCCAUGGAGCUCUGCUUCGCCCUGCUCAACGGCAACAACAUCCGCUCCAUCAUGAAGGAGAUGAUCGCCUUCAUCGAGACGUCCGACUCGGAGUUCCAGGCGGUGUGCUCGUCCAAGUGCGUGAUCGCGGCCGAGAAGUACGCGCCCAACGUGCGGUGGCACAUCGAGACGCUGCUGCAGGUGCUGCGAGCGGCGGGAAACAACGUGCGCGACGACGUGGUGGCCUCGACCAUCCAGCUGCUGACGGAGGUGGUGCACCAGCACGGCUACGUGGUGGGCGAGAUGUGGGAGGCGUUCCGCUGGGCUACGGCGCAGCACCAGCCGCUGCUGCAGGUCACCGCCUGGGGCGUCGGCGAGUACGGCGACAUGCUGCUCACCGGACAGGCCACCGACGGACAGAGCAAGGUGCAGGAGGACGACAUUGUGUCGCAGUACGAGCAGAUCCUGAUCGGCAGCCAGAUGAGCAUCAUCACCAAGGAGUUCGCGCUGAUGUCGCUGAUGAAGCUGAGCUCGCGGCUCACCGACGCCUCGGCGCUCAAGAAGAUCCAGCACCUGGUGAACGGGUUUGGCUGCCACCUGAACGUGGAGCUGCAGCAGCGCGGUGUUGAGUUCUCUCAGCUGUUCACGCGUCACGACGCGUUGCGGCCGGCGCUGCUGGAGCGCAUGCCGCCCAUGGAAGCGCGCACGAGCGGCAGCGCACUCACCAACGGCACCGGGCCAGCGCCAGUCAGCACCGCCGCCGCCGCGCCCGCUGCCGCCACUGCCGUUGCGCAGACGCACUCUAGCGCCCUACUGGACCUGCUGGGCGGGAUGGAUUCGCCCUCUGACAACAUGGGCGCGCUGCCGGCGGCCGCCCCGGCCGCCCCGACCACCAACUCCAACAUGGACCUGCUGGAUCUGCUCGGCGACAUCGGCGGCGGCGGCGGCGGCGGUGGCGCCGCGGCCGCUCCGGCUGCUGUCCCGUCCCUGGCACCGCUGCAGCUGGGUGGUCUGGCGGGCUCCGGCGCGCCGCUGGCUGCCACCGACAGUCUGUUCGGCGGCGUGAUGGCCGCUCCCGCCCCCGUCUCCGCCCCCGCACCGCCAGGCGAGAUCCCCGGUGUGACGGUGUUCGAGCGGGGGCCGCUGCGGAUAGACAUGGCGCUGCGGCGGCCGGCCGAGUCGCCCGCCCUCUGCGUCAUCACCGUCACCGCCGCCAACACGUCGGCCGACACCGUCACCGACUUCCUCUUCCAGGCGGCCGUGCCCAAGACGUUACAGCUGCAGAUGCUGCCGGCCUCGGGCAGCGUCAUCGAGCCCUCGCAGGCCGUCACGCUCACCAUCAACGUCAACAACCCCUCCAAGGUGGCGCUACGGAUGCGCCUGCGCAUCAGCUACUCGCAGCACGGCCAGCCGGUGACCGAGCAGUGCGAGGCCAACUCCUUCCCGCCGGCCGCGUGGCAGUGACACCCGCCGGACGAUGUAGAUACUUCAGCCGCGUCGGCCGGCCGCCGCGGCGCCGGUGCUGACUCGUGAUGUGUGCCGCGUGGGGCGAGCGGGACGGCGCGGCGGCGUCGCUGCCCGCGCCGCGGCGGGCUGGCACGUUCGCGCCGCCGUCGAUCCAUCGCGCCGCGUUCGUGUGUCGUCUCCUCUAGCUCUAUUGUUACGGCCGGGAUCGUUGCGCGCGAGUGUGAGUGUUUCUAACGUCUGUGAUUACUGAAGCUUGUCGCGCGGCCCGGGCGGCACCGCGGCGGCCGGCGCGCCACCGGGCGCGGCGGCACCGACACAUUCCCGACUCUGACUGGCUGGUGAUGCGUGUCGCGCGCGUGCACGUUCGUGGGUAGUGUCCGUGCGUGGCGCGGUGUGCGUGGCCGACGUCAGAGUCUAUUUAUGUAGUGUCCGCUCGCGGUGGCGGCCCCGGCUGGGGUGGCGGAGGCGCCCGUCGAGGAGGAAGACCGGCUCCGAUCCAGCGUGAGGGAGCGCCUCUCAGUCCGCCGCCGGGAUGUGAACUACGGCGAGCCGAGCUUGCAGCGGCGGCUCGCGGCCGCGCCACUCCCGCGCCAAGGCGCAGCUGCACUGGUGAACGUCCUGCACGGGGAGGGCAGGGGAGGGGGGAGUCAGGGGCCUCGGGCUCCGUCGCGAAGAUGGCGGCGCGCUCGACUGGGCCGCAGCGUUCGGCCGCGGAGGAGCCACCCCACCGACAGGCCUCGCGCGCGUUUGGCGGGGCUCCGCUGUCCGGCGAGGGACGCGGCGCGCCUGGCGGCGCUCUCCAUCUGGCGGCCGGGCUGCCUCGUCCGCCGGCCGAUGUCGCGGGAGAGGUCCGCGGGUGCGGCUGCCGGCCGCACUGUUGAGCAGGGCAGCCUCUGUAACGUCCCGGGCUCACCUGUGUGUCGAAGCUCCGCGUCCAACCAAUUGUAGAUUAUUUAUCCUAAAUAUAUACACCGAUUGAGCGGCAGCGUUC
This is a messenger RNA of Pollicipes pollicipes, 3767 nucleotides long. It is a transcript of the gene AP-1gamma, whose product is annotated as adaptor protein complex 1, gamma subunit. Gene Ontology annotation, biological process: vesicle-mediated transport; intracellular protein transport. The record is from RefSeq and is a predicted model, not a curated record. The transcript is spliced from 17 exons. Bases 182 to 2773 code for a protein of 863 amino acids. Gene Ontology annotation, cellular component: AP-1 adaptor complex; Golgi apparatus; membrane coat. NCBI's taxonomy places the organism in Eukaryota, Metazoa, Arthropoda, Thecostraca, Pollicipedomorpha, Pollicipedidae.